AUCAUAGUUAUAAUGACUGCACUUGCCCCAACUCCAAAAGAUAUCACCUCAACAAUGUCUACAAUCUAAAUUGUUUAUUAAAAAGGUGAAAAAUGAAAGAAAAGAAACACGUUGUUCUAAGAACAUUUUCAAUAUACGGAAUUAUUCUAGCUCAGAGUCUUUACACUAUCUUGCCAUCAUAUGCCUUAAUUGAAUUACAAAACUAUACUAAUUCAACAUUAUCAUCUAUUACCAAUGUAAUUACUAUAAAAUCAUUUGGAGGAAUUACUGGGAGUGUUCUAGCUGGAUAUCUUCUGGAAACUGUUGAUCCAUACUUUUUUAUGUCUAUAUCUGGAAUAAUUGCAACUAUUUUUCAAGUAAUAGGAGUAUAUUUUCAUCAAGUUGUGUGGAUGGCCAUAUUUUUACACAUUAGCUGGAUGGCCUCGUCAGUGAUAUUCAUUGCAGCUAAUAUAGAAGUUUUAAGAGAAUGGGAUAAAGAGGCCGCAAAAUGGUUACAAGGUCUCUACGUAGCCUUCGGUAUUGGUAUUACUUUAGCUCCAAUUAUCAUUCAACCUUUCCUAGCAAAAGAUAUUGGACCCGAAAAUGUUCAAAUUCAAUACUCUUUCUUAAUAAAUGAGAAAACAACUUGGGUAGCAGCUACUGCAUUUGGUUUAGGUGUUAGGAAAUCUUUAGGCUGUAUUUUCCAUUUAAGUGGACAAGUUGGAGUCAUAGUUUUGCCUCAAGUAACAGCAGAUGUAAUGGAACUUGAAGGUUAUCAGUGGAUGCCUAUUUUGAUCUAUGGAUUAGAAGAAAUUGAUUAUUCUUCCUUGGAAAAAGAAGAAGAGGAAAAAUCCGAAGAUAAAAUCAGUUUCGCUAAGGAUAUUAAUAAAGUUAUUUUGAACAAUAACAAAUCUGAAUUUACGCCAAUAAUUUCAAAUUAUAAGAAAAUUUCUUAUGAUGUGAUCCAAACUAUAAUAAAUCAUUAA
This is a messenger RNA of Dimorphilus gyrociliatus, 965 nucleotides long. The record is from the annotation of a GenBank genome assembly. NCBI's taxonomy places the organism in Eukaryota, Metazoa, Annelida, Polychaeta, Dinophilidae.